ACAAGUGGUUUACUCACUUCCCCCCUUCAAGUAAUGGGUAAAUUUAGAUGUCUCAGUUUCAUAAAUCUUCACAGUCCCCUUGAGACUGUCACCAGUGUUUUAUUGUCUACGGCUUCCUGACCCUCAUCUGAUAAAUCAGGAACCAUAGAGAUUAAAAUGGAAACCUCAUACAUAAUUUCUGAAGAUAUUUUUGAGGUGACCCUCUGUGAAGAAACAGGAUUCUUAAUAAGGGGAAAUAUGGGAACUGCCGUCUGCCUACGCACAGGCUGCUGGAGAGUAGACACUCGGGAGAGGAGGAGUUGCAUAUACACAAUGUGAGCAUCUGCCUUUGAAUCAGUUUGUACUUACAAAGAGCAGAUCUACAUGCGCUGUACCUAAAGGGAACCAUUUGGCAUCCAAAUUAAUCUAUUACUUUUUACUGCUGUAGAAAGGAAAGAAAAGAGGGGGGGUAGCUAAUGGACUGCUUGCUUUUCACAGCUACUGAAUUUUCUCCGAUAAUCUGAAACCUGAACCUGGGAGACCAGACCACUGAACCCUGCCAAGCAGAGAUGGACAUAAAACAAGACUUUCAUUUUUAAGACUUAAUUGCACCUAGCAAGGCACAUGAUAAAGUUGGAAACCAGCUCAGAGAUGGUUACAGUAUCUCAAAACAGCAGAUGACUAUUUACCACACUGACCAUGCUGGCCUUUCUGCAGGAGCAUCCUGGACCAGAGAGUAACAGUGAACUCCUACACGGUACGCAAUUUCUUUGCAAAAUACAGCUCCUGAAUACGUUCUGCUGGACACAAAAAUGUCCUAUCCUUCACAUUUCCUGAACGGGUCUGGAGCUGGAAAUGAAUCUUUGUCUCCUCUCUCAGUAACGGGAGAACCCAAGCACAACUACCCAAGUGAGGAACAAGGAAACAAAGUGCGUUGGGCAGCUUUACUGAUCCUCCUGGUGAUAAUCCCUACAAUUGGGGGGAACAUACUCGUCAUACUGGCAGUGUCUCUGGAGAAGAAGUUACAAUAUGCUACCAACUACUUUUUGACGUCCUUGGCAGUGGCAGAUUUGCUUGUGGGUCUGUUUGUGAUGCCGAUUGCCCUUCUCAUGAUCUUAUUUGACAACGCCUGGCCUUUACCAACUGCCUUGUGUCCUAUCUGGCUGUUCCUUGAUGUCCUCUUUUCCACAGCUUCCAUCAUGCACCUCUGUGCCAUCUCACUUGACCGCUAUAUUGCAAUUAAAAAGCCAAUCCAGGCUAGUCAGUACAAUUCAUGGGCUACAACGAUCAUCAAAAUCAUCGUGGUUUGGCUCAUUUCAAUAGGAAUUGCUAUUCCAGUCCCUAUCAGAGGCAUUGAAGAUGGAAAUGGCAACUCUACAAACAUCACAUGUGCCCUGAUGCCUGAUCGUUUUCAUGACUUCAUUCUGUACGGAUCAGUGGCUUCAUUCUUCAUUCCCCUCGCUAUCAUGAUAGUCACUUACUUUCUGACAAUCCAAGUGCUACGCAAGAAGGCCUACUUGAUCAACAAGCCACCUCACCGCUUCACUUGGUCAACAGUGUCCACAGUAUUUCAGCGUGACACAACAUCUGCAUCCUCACCAGAAAAGGUGGCCAUGCUAAACGGCUCCAGAAAAGACAAGACUUUGUCCAAUGACAUGCCAAUCUGCAGAACAUCCACAAUAGGGAGGAAGUCCAUGCAAACAAUAACCAAUGAACAAAGGGCAUCAAAAGUUCUGGGGAUUGUAUUUUUUCUUUUCUUGUUGAUGUGGUGCCCAUUCUUCAUAACAAACAUAAGUUCAGUUCUGUGCAACUCCUGCAACCAAGAGAUUUUUCAAAAGCUUAUGGAGAUAUUUGUCUGGAUAGGAUAUGUAUCCUCAGGAGUGAACCCUCUUGUCUAUACACUAUUCAACAAAACAUUUAGGGAGGCUUUCAGCAGGUAUAUCACUUGCAACUAUUGGACCACAAAGCCUAUCAAGGCCCUUAGAAAACGCUCCAGCAGGAUCUCUUUCAGAAGCUCUGUGACAGAAAAUUCCAAGUUCUUUGUCAUGCAUGGGAUGAGAAAUGGGAUUAACCCCAUUAUAUAUCAGAGCCCAAUGAGGCUGAGAAGCUCACCUAUCCAAGCAUCAUCAGCCAUUCUGCUGGAUACAUUGCUGCUCACAGAGAACGAAGUUGAUAAAACAGAAGAACAAGUCAGCUACGUAUAGUGGAAUGGCAGCUGUGUCUAUAUCAUAGUGUUACUGUAUGUAUUGCUCUAGGUAACACAAAUGGACUGCAAGACGGUAUAAAUACUAUUGGUUUUUGUUAUUUAUGCAAGCAACACCUUACAAAUUUAUAUUAAUUCCUCUCCUCCAAAGUCUCCCCUAUUUUAACCCCAACCCCAUGGUGGCACUCACAGCUUCAUUCCAUGAUAAAUGACUAAUGCAGAACUGUAGCCAACAGGAAAAGGGAAAUAAAUAAAAGCUAAACCAAUCUGCAUAUCUGACUUCAGUUCUCACCACCCCCAGUCUCUUCAAAGUACAUUUUUAUAAGAAAAUUAUCUCUGCACAAACACUAACAUUUACUCUGGCAAGAAGACAGAACAUUCUGUAGGUUGAUGCUUUAUGAUGAAAUAAGCAAGGGGAUACAAGCAUGCUUGUUUUAAUUUAAAUCCACCUUUACUCUGUGUAAACAGAACAGCACAUACACUCACAGCGUUACCUCCUACAGAUACAUUCCUUUGCUGAGACUGUGUAUCCAAGUAUGAGCUUUUCUUGUUCUCUAUGGAUAUGUGUAUCAGAAGCAGAAUUACUUGCUCCAGAGACCAAAAGGUGUCCAUUCCACAACAGGUGAAACUGUUUCUUAGCAGGGUGAGCUAAAAUUCCAUGUGCUGAAACUGUCCCUUUGUUGUUUUACUGUAGGGGUAUGUAGAAUCUUUUACCCACCUGAAUUUCAUCUCCAUUACUCUUGCAUACAAAUAUGUCUGGUAUUAUUAGAUUUGUCAGAUGUUCUUUUCAUACUAAGAAAGUGAGAGCAUUUAACCAAAAUAGGACAAUACCACAUCAGUGAUCAUGAGUAAACCAGGACAGGCAGUGCCUCGAACUUCCCUUUAAUUUAGAUGGACAAACUUCCUUUUUUACAACCAUUGUAACUUCAGUGAAAGCCUUCCCUUAUCUUACAUAGUUCACACAAAGUAGAAAAAUCACAGAUAGAAUAGCUAUUGCACUUGAAAAUAAGAGCAAGUGUUUCAGAGACAGCAGAGAUGGCAGUACUAUCCAGACCUGCAUAAAUCUGCAGUUUAGCUUAGCUCAGAAUAAUUUCACUGGACUAAUGGCAUAAGAUUAUUGUAGGUCCCAAUCUGCACUCUCUCAAAGAUGCUCAAGCCUUUCAUCAGAGCAUAAAAUUCAUACAAAGAAUUGCUCAUCACAACCCAUAAAAGUUACCAGAGUCUAGCAUCUGUGAAAUGAGGAGCUUCUGACAGUUCCAGAACAUCUUUCUUUGGGAAGGGAAAUCGUAUUUCCCCAAAGUACUGGAGUUCUCACAGUAAGCAGCCAGCUCACCAUUUUUUCCCAAUAGUUCCCAUUAACAGUAACAUUUUUAGCUGGGUCUCUUGUUUUCAUUUUUAGUGUUUUCAGAACCCUCUAGUUACAAACUAAAAUUAUGUACAGAAAAAGGCUUAGUUUUUUUCCUCCUCAGAACAGAAAGUACAAAAGAUAACACGUCCUUCCAACAUUUAUUUGCAUAUAUUUAAUUUAGAACAUAUGCACAUCUGAAGUGGAGCCUAAUGUAAAAACUGCCAUGGGAGUCCCAGAAGAAAUUACUAAAAAUACUUCUGUGUUACUUACUGUAAGUUGUCUUCUUCCUACCCUUUUUGGUGAUAGUCACUAGUCACUUCAGUUAGAAAAAGCUCUAACUGCUCUUACUCCUCUUCUUGUUAAAAUUUGUUUAAGGGGAUCCUGUAGUUAAAGCCAGAAUUGAUGGACUGCAAUACUUGUAAAAGAUACCUACAUCUAAAAAUAUUUGAGAAUCAAAAGCCUUAUUAAGACCUAGACUACGUGAAGCUCAAGGGGUGAGGGAGUACGAAUAAAAUGAACCCCCCCCCCCCAAAGUAAGGCCUCUUAGUAAUCAGUGGUUAGACUACACUAACAGGAAAUGACCCUUGAAAAAGUCUCACUCAGCAAAGAUCUAUUUUGUCAAGCCGGCAUAUAGAUUUCUCAGUUUUAGUAACCAUAUAAAGAAACAUGUUCCAGUUAUUGAAUACAGUCAGCAAUAAUAAACCUCAAUCCAAAGGACUAGUGACUCAUCAAAAAUCCAGUCUUCCUACAAAGAAAGGAAAUUUCUCCAUGGACAGAAAAACAUGCACAUUCCAUUUAACAUGACAAGUGUAAAAAGAAAUUGCUUGUCCACUGAGAAAGCAAACAAGUGAAGAAUUCAGGUAACAGUCUUGGAAAGCAUAAGGACAGAGGGAGAAGAAAGAUGAUGAGAAGAUGCAGAACUAUGCAAUAAAAAGACAAUAUAACAGCAGAGAUCUUGUUUUAGCAACUGUAUCUACAGGAACAGAUUUGAGCAAAGACAUUACCUUCAUUAGCAAGACAUGACUGAAAAUAAGAGAGUCACUGCAAGCUACUGUAAGAAAGCACAAGUUUGUUGUACAGUAACUAAGGACAACACUGCUCACGUGGUACUGACAAGCAAGAUGGGAAGCUCAGGACUACAUCCACGGGCAUCAUCUUUAAGCAACACAAAUUUAUAAGGCAUUCCUUUUUCUGAAGUAAGAUGCUAUCAAUUCUUUCAGAACCUGGCCCAUGACAAACUAAUCAUGUGGCCAGUUCUGUGGCCUCAAUGUACUACAUAAAAAUAAUAACUUAUACAGUUAUCUAGUUUAACUUUCCUCAUAAUCACAGAAGCUUUUAUCUGGCAUAUUUCAUUUCUGUUUAAAC
Molecule: messenger RNA, 4895 nt
Organism: Neopsephotus bourkii (Bourke's parrot)
Lineage: Eukaryota; Metazoa; Chordata; Aves; Psittaciformes; Psittacidae
Gene: HTR2B
Product: 5-hydroxytryptamine receptor 2B
Exons: 3
Coding region: 792-2183 (463 amino acids)
Biological process (GO): regulation of behavior; G protein-coupled receptor signaling pathway, coupled to cyclic nucleotide second messenger; smooth muscle contraction
Cellular component (GO): plasma membrane; dendrite
Molecular function (GO): neurotransmitter receptor activity; G protein-coupled serotonin receptor activity
Source: RefSeq, a predicted model, not a curated record